Molecule: messenger RNA, 942 nt
Organism: Ornithorhynchus anatinus (platypus)
Lineage: Eukaryota; Metazoa; Chordata; Mammalia; Monotremata; Ornithorhynchidae
Product: olfactory receptor 52D1-like
Exons: 1
Coding region: 1-942 (313 amino acids)
Biological process (GO): G protein-coupled receptor signaling pathway
Cellular component (GO): membrane
Molecular function (GO): G protein-coupled receptor activity; olfactory receptor activity
Source: RefSeq, a predicted model, not a curated record
AUGUCAAUUCCAAACACUACCAGCUUCCAUCCUUCCACAUUCCUCCUGCUGGGCAUCCCUGGGAUGGAGGAUCAGCACAUCUGGAUCUCCAUCCCCUUCUGCCUCAUGUUCAUCAUGGCUCUGCUGGGCAAUGCCACCAUCCUGUUGGUCAUCGCCUCCGACAAGACCCUCCACGAGCCCAUGUACCUCUUCCUCUGCAUCCUCUCGCUCACAGAUCUGGUGCUUUGCUCCAUCACAUCACCCAAGAUGCUGGUCAUCUUCUGGUUUGGGGCACAGCCCAUCACCUUCUCUGGCUGUCUCACCCAAAUGUUCUUCGUCCACACGGUCUUUGUUACUGAGUCAGGGGUCCUGCUGGCCAUGGCCUUUGACCGCUUCGUGGCCAUCUGCCGCCCACUACACUACUCGUCCAUCCUCAGUCCAGGUGUCAUUGGAAAGAUCACAGUGGCCUGCAUAUCCCGAAGCCUAAUCGUUGACAUCCCGUUCAUCAUUCUGAUCCACAGAUUGCCAUUCUGUGGACAUCAUGUGAUCCCCCACACCUACUGUGAGCACAUGGGCAUUGCUAAACUGGCAUGUGCCAACAUCAAAAUCAACAUCAUCUAUGGUCUAAUGGUUGCACUCUCGGUCACGGGGAUGGAUGUGGUGCUCAUUGGCUUUUCCUAUGCCUUUAUCCUGCAUACUGUGCUUCAUCUACCUUCCCAGGAUGCACAGCUUAAGGCCUUCAGCACCUGUGGGGCCCACGUGUGUGUCAUCAUGAUCUUUUACAUUCCGGCUUUCUUCUCCUUCUUCACCCACCGCUUUGGUCACUGGGUGCCACCUCAGGUUCACAUUUUCGUGGCCAACCUUUACCUCCUGGUGCCCCCCGUGCUCAACCCGCUGGUGUAUGGCAUUAACACAAAGCACAUCCGCCAGAGGAUCCUGACUCUAAUCCUGGGGAACAAAUAA